Hypoxylon trugodes is the source of this 827-nucleotide messenger RNA. RefSeq lists its product as uncharacterized. The record is from RefSeq and is a predicted model, not a curated record. Bases 1 to 822 code for a protein of 273 amino acids. The transcript has a single exon. NCBI's taxonomy places the organism in Eukaryota, Fungi, Ascomycota, Sordariomycetes, Xylariales, Hypoxylaceae.
AUGGCGUCCCAAGACAAUCAGAAUCCUCGACUCAUCAAGGGAGAUACGGUCUACGCUGACUAUAACCACAUUCAUUUAAAGAAACUCUGCAGUCUUAGGGGCUUAAAACAGCCGCAGCACGCAACAGAGCAACAGCUGCUUCAGUUGCUUCUCGGAGAAGACAGCAAUGGCCGCCACUACGAAAGCUGGGAAAGGCCUUAUCUUAAGGUAGUUUUUACUCAUCGCGGAUUACCGCGGUAUGAUAAAGGAACCCCUCGACAGAGAAUAGCUCAAAUACUCAGACAAGACGAUGAGGGACGUGCCUUCGCCCCGCCGCCGCCUACUUCCCUGCUCGAAAUUUUUGGUUUAGAUAAUGAUGAGAGCGAUUAUGAGCGCACACCUCAGCCUGAUGAUUCCGAGUCCUCGGAUAGUGAGGGGGAAUCUGAUCGCUCAGAAUCCCAAAGCUCAGGCAUCCGACCUGAAAGCUCCCCGCCGCAUAGCCCGGGCUCGUCAAGUCAGCUAAGAAGUAGCGACGUGCCCUAUGAAACCAUUGAAACGGGGGCCUCAGAAACCAACCAACAAUCGGCACCGAAUGACGCUGUUGCUGGCCUUGUACAGGAAUGUGCCGAAUGUCACUUAAAGGUUGAAAACAUCUCUGACAAGUUACAAGCCCUACCUCAGUACAUCCAAAUGGCCAAGACUUCCAAUAUAAAACCCCUAUGGAAGCUGGUAAAUACUAUGUCCCGUCAGGCAGGGGAAGAUGUCAAUAACAUACGCAUACAACAAGUGCAAAUCCAACGACUCAUGUCACUUACCGGGAAAUUCGUGGUUAGUUCCUUCUAAAAGAA